AUAGCAAGACUUUUAGUAUUAUGGCGAUUGCUACCUCUGCUUGAGAUCUCCUGUCUCCGGUGCACGGAUUUAUAAACAGCAUCGGUUUCAGAUCAUCCUGAUAGAAAAUCGUUAGUUUCUCAAUGCUGUGCUAAUCUAGAUUACAGAAACGCAGGAGUGAUCAUUAUGGCAGCGUCUGAGCUCUAUACAAAGCAUGCCCGGGUAUGGAUCCCUGAUGCAGAAGAAGUCUGGAAGUCGGCUGAACUUCUCAAAGACUACAAGCAAGGAGAUGCAUUGCUUCAGCUCAGACUGGAUGAUGGCACGGACGUGGAACACAAAUUGGACCCCAAAACCAAAAACUUGCCCCAUCUACGUAACCCUGACAUCCUUGUUGGUGAAAAUGACCUCACUGCCCUCAGUUACCUCCAUGAGCCUGCGAUCCUGCAUAACCUCAAAGUGCGCUUCAUGGAUUCAAAGCUUAUCUACACCUACUGUGGUAUCGUCUUGGUGGCCAUCAAUCCCUAUGAGACGCUCCCCAUCUAUGGAGCGGACAUCAUCAAUGCAUACAGUGGACAGAACAUGGGGGAUAUGGAUCCGCAUAUAUUUGCAGUGGCCGAGGAGUCAUAUAAACAAAUGGCCAGGGAUGAGAGGAACCAGUCUAUCAUUGUGAGUGGAGAAUCUGGUGCAGGGAAGACAGUGUCCGCCAAGUACGCCAUGAGAUACUUUGCAACAGUCAGUGGUUCAGCCAGCGAGACCAAUGUGGAGGAGAAAGUGCUGGCAUCCAACCCCAUCAUGGAGUCUAUAGGAAAUGCCAAAACGACCAGAAAUGACAAUAGCAGUCGUUUUGGUAAGUAUAUUGAGAUUGGAUUCGACAAGAAGUAUCAAAUCAUUGGAGCCAACAUGAGAACCUACCUGCUGGAGAAAUCAAGAGUGGUGUUUCAGGCAGAUGAUGAAAGGAAUUACCAUAUUUUCUACCAGCUUUGUGCCUCUGCACAAUUGCCAGAGCUUAAAGUUCUUAAACUCGGCCAGGCAACCAACUUCCACUACACAAAACAAGGGAGGAGCCCUGUGAUUGAUGGGGUUGAUGAUGCAAAGGAGAUGGUCAACACUAGACACGCCUGCACUUUACUAGGUAUCAGUGAACCCUACCAGAUGGGAAUUUUCCGGAUUCUUGCUGCUAUCCUGCACCUUGGAAACGUGGAGAUUAAAGACCGGGAUUCUGACAGCAGCAUAGUACCUCCUAACAAUGCCCACCUCACUGUCUUCUGUGACUUGAUGGGAGUGACAUAUCAGGACAUGUCCCAGUGGCUGUGCCACAAGAAGCUCAAGACAGCCGCAGAGACCUACAUCAAACCCAUCCCCAAACUGCAGGCCGUCAACGCCAGGGACGCCCUUGCCAAGCAUAUCUAUGCCAAGCUCUUUGACUGGAUAGUGGACCAUGUCAACAAGGCCCUGCGCUCCACUGUCAACCAGAACUCUUUCAUUGGAGUGCUUGAUAUUUAUGGAUUUGAGACGUUUGAGAUCAACAGCUUCGAACAGUUCUGUAUAAAUUAUGCAAACGAGAAACUGCAGCAACAGUUUAACAUGCAUGUCUUCAAACUGGAACAAGAGGAGUACAUGAAGGAACAGAUCCCAUGGACCUUGAUAGACUUCUAUGACAAUCAGCCUUGUAUCAAUCUGAUAGAGGCCAAAAUGGGAAUUCUGGAUUUGCUGGAUGAGGAGUGCAGGAUGCCAAAAGGAUCUGAUGAUACAUGGGCCCAGAAAUUAUAUAACACUCACUUGAACAAGUGUGCUCUGUUCCAUAAACCUCGCCUCUCAAAUAAGGCUUUUAUUAUCCAGCACUUUGCCGACAAGGUUGAAUACCAAUGUGAUGGGUUUUUAGAGAAGAAUAAAGACACGGUCAAUGAAGAGCAGAUUACUGUGCUGAAAACAAGCAAGAAGUUUGAGUUACUAGUGGAGCUGUUUCAGGAUGAGGAGAAGGCGACCACCCCAACAGGGCCCCCGCCAGGCGGUCGCACUCGACUCAGCGUCAAACAGACCAAAACACGCCCCGGACAAACCAGCCGGGACCACAAGAAAACCGUGGGGCUUCAGUUUCGUAACUCUCUUCAGCUGCUAAUGGAUACGCUCAAUGCUACCACCCCCCACUAUGUGCGCUGCAUCAAACCGAAUGAUAACAAACACCCCUUCACGUUUGAUCCCAGUAGAGCUGUGCAGCAGCUCAGAGCUUGUGGUGUCCUGGAAACAAUCCGUAUCUCUGCAGCAGGCUUCCCAUCCAGGUGGACGUAUCAGGAGUUUUUUAGCCGCUACCGUGUUCUCAUGAAGCAAAAGGAUGUGUUGAGCGACAGGAGGCUAACAUGUAGGAAUGUCUUAGAGAAACUGAUCAAGGAUCAAGACAAGUAUCAGUUUGGCAAAACAAAAAUUUUCUUCCGGGCCGGGCAAGUGGCCUACCUGGAGAAACUACGGGCUGACAAACUGCGCGUCGCCUGCAUCCGUAUCCAGAAGACCAUUCGCAGCUGGCUGCUGCGCAAAAAGUACCUGCGCAUGCGGAGCGCAGCCAUCACCAUCCAGAGAUACGUCCGCGGCUACCAGGCACGAUGCCUUGCCAAGUUCCUGCGCCGGACCCAGGCUGCCGUCACCAUCCAGAAGUUUCAGCGCAUGUACAGGGAGCGCAAGAGGUACCGGCGCAUGCAGGCUGCGUCUCUCGUCGUCCAGUGCAUGCUGCGAGCGUACAUGGCUCGGCAGAAGUACCAGGCGAUGCUACGGGAGCACAAAACUAUCAUUAUCCAGAAGAGGGUACGAGGCUGGCUGGCCCGGCUGCAUUACAAGAGGUCCCUGGAAGCUGUUGUUUACCUCCAGUGCUGCAUCCGGCGCAUGAGGGCCAGACGGGAGCUGAAGAAGCUGAAGAUCGAGGCCCGCUCGGUGGAGCACUUCAAGAAGCUCAACAUCGGCAUGGAGAACAAGAUCAUGCAGCUGCAGCGCAAGGUGGAUGAGCAGCAUAAAGAAAAGAAAGCCAUGACUGAGCGUCUGAAUAGUCUGGCGAACUCGUACGCUGUAGAGAGCGAGAAGCUUCGCAACGAAGUAGAGCGGCUGCGACUGACCGAGGAGGAGGCCAGGAACAACUCGAACCGCAUUACCACCCUGCUGGAGGAGCUGGCCAGGCUGAAGAAGGAGCUGUGCGACACGCAGAGGGACAAGAGGACCAUCGAGGAGUGGGCCGACAAGUACAAACUGGAAACGGAGCAGCUGGUGGCUGAGCUCAAGGAGCAGAAUAUGCUUCUGAAGACAGAGAAAGAUGACCUGAACCGCCUCAUUCAAGAGCAGAACCAGGAGAUGACGGAGAAAAUGGAGAAGGCGCUGGUAGAGGAAACCAAGCAGCUGGAGUGUGAGCUGAAUGAAGAGCGCUCCCGAUAUCAGAACCUCCUGACCGAGCACCGGCGCCUGGAGGAUCGCCAUGACGACCUCAAGGAGGAGAUGAAGCUCAUGGUGAACAUUCCUAAGCCAGGCCACAGGAGGACAGACUCCACCCACAGCAGCAAUGAGUCUGAGUACACGUACAACUCCGAAUUCGCUGAGUCCGAGGAGAGCGCACGGGGAGCUGAGGAUGUUACCAAGGCUCCUCUGGACAUGUCCCUGUUCCUGAAGCUGCAGAAGAGGGUGACGGAGCUGGAGCAGGAGAAGCAGUCCUUGCAGAACGAGUUGGACAAGAAAGAGGAGCAGGCUUACAGAGCCAGGGCCAGGGAGGAGGAUGAGCAGAACAGGGUGAGAGGGGCAGAGCUGGAAUACGAGUCUCUCAAGCGUCAGGAACUGGACACUGAGAAUAAGAAGCUGAAGAAUGAUUUGAACGAGCUGCGCAAAGCUCUGUCUGAGAAGUCUCCCCCGGGGGUCACAGCGCCGGGCUCCCCUGCCUACAAGGUCGUCAUGGAGCAGCUUAACUCCUCCAAUGAGGAGCUGGAGGUCCGCAAGGAGGAGGUGCUCAUCCUCCGCUCCCAGCUGGUCAGCCAGAAGGAAGCCAUUCAUCAGAAGGAGAACAAGCAAACCAUGACUGAAGCCAUGCCCUGCAUGGAGGACGUGCACAAGAUGAGGGAUGCUGGAGAAAUAACUCAAGCAUAUCUAGCCGUGAAAGAAAGCAACAGAUCGCCAAAGUUCACCUCUAAGCCUGUUGCAGUCAGUGAUCUCAUGAGUAGAAUAAGAUCACCCCCUCAAGACUACCAUGUGCUGAAUGAGGACGGAGAGCUUUGGCUGGUUUAUGAAGGGUUAAAGGAAACCAACAGGCUGCUGGAGUCCCAGCUCCAGACUCUGAGGAAGAGCCACGAGAACGAGACGGAGGUGCUGCGUGAGGAGCUGCAGAGCGUCAAGGAGGACAACAACCGGCAGCAGCAGCUCCUGGCUCAGAACCUCCAGCUGCCCCCCGAGGCUCGCAUCGAGGCCAGCCUGCAGCACGAGAUCACCAGGCUUACCAACGAGAACCUGUACUUUGAGGAAUUAUAUGCAGAUGACCCCACGAAGUAUCAGUUCUACCGGAUUUCGCUUUACAAACGGAUCAUUGAUCUCAUGGAACAGUUGGAAAAACAGGACAAGACUGUUCGCAAACUAAAGAAGCAGCUGAAAGUAUUUGCAAAGAAGAUUGGGGAGCUAGAAAUAAGCGGUCAGAUGGAGAAUGUGUCUCCAGGCCAGAUCAUCGACGAGCCCAUCCACCCCGUCAACAUUCCCAGAAAGGAGAAGGAUUUCCAGGGAAUGCUAGAGUACAAGAAGGAGGAUGAAUCCAAACUGGUGAAAAACCUCAUCCUAGAGCUAAAACCUCGGGGUGUGGCUGUAAACCUGAUUCCUGGCUUACCGGCCUACAUCCUCUUCAUGUGUCUCAGGCAUGCAGAUUAUAUAAAUGAUGACCAGAAAGUGCGCACUUUGUUAACCUCGACUAUUAAUGGCAUCAAGAAGAUCUUAAAGAAAAGAGGCGAUGACUAUGAAACUGUCUCGUUCUGGCUGUCUAACACCUGUCGGUUCCUGCACUGUUUGAAGCAAUACAGCGGAGAAGAGUCCUUUAUGAAGCACAACACCCCCCGACAGAAUGAACACUGCCUCUCUAACUUCGACCUGGCAGAGUACAGGCAGGUCCUGAGCGACUUGGCCAUCCAGAUUUACCAGCAACUCGUGAAGGUCAUGGAGAAUAUCCUUCAGCCAAUGAUAGUUUCGGGAAUGUUGGAACAUGAGACAAUCCAGGGUGUGUCGGGAGUAAAGCCCACUGGCUUGCGUAAGAGGACCUCCAGUAUUGCGGAUGAAGGCACCUACACGCUGGACUCCAUCCUGCGUCAGCUUAACUCCUUCCACUCCACCAUGUGCCAGCACGGCACAGACCCGGAGCUCAUCAAACAGGUCAUCAAGCAGAUGUUCUACAUCAUCGGGGCCGUCACCCUCAACAACCUGCUGCUACGCAAGGACAUGUGCUCCUGGAGCAAAGGAAUGCAGAUUAGAUACAAUGUGAGCCAGCUUGAGGAAUGGCUAAGGGACAAGAAUCUAAUGACAAGUGGUGCUAAGGAGACACUGGAGCCUUUGAUCCAGGCAGCUCAGCUGUUGCAGGUGAAGAAGAAGACCGAUGAGGAUGCGGAGGCAAUCUGCUCAAUGUGCAAUGCUCUUUCAACAGCACAGAUUGUAAAAGUGCUGAAUCUGUACACUCCAGUAAAUGAGUUUGAAGAAAGGGUUUCUGUAUCGUUUAUACGUACCAUACAGAUACGUUUACGAGACCGGAAGGAAUCUCCCCAGUUACUAAUGGACACCAAAAACAUCUACCCAGUUACAUUUCCAUUCAACCCCUCUUCCCUUGCACUGGAAACCAUUCAGAUCCCCAGCAGCCUCAACCUGUUAUUCCUCACUCGUGUCUAAAGGAAGGGACUGCUCAACUCAUGCUUUGGUUGACAGACAGUUUAUGUAUAUGCUGCAGGAACAGUCCUAAAUCCAGUCACGUAGAGUUCAGUAUUUGGAGUUAUUUUGGAUUUAGCAGGCAAAGCUGUGGAAUCAUGAACUUCAAAAUUGUUAUUUGAGGGGAAUAACAAAAUAAGCCCUGUCCAAUCUAAUGCAUGUAACAAGUUUAGUAGAUAUGUCACCUUAAUGAGUAUUUCUGAGACUGGCUGCACAAAUUGUAAUGUAGGGUAUCUGAAAAAAUACUUUUAUGGUUAUGCGUUUGUUUUUACAGUGGUCAUUUGAACACUCAUUCCAAGUGACGCAUUGAUAUUAAGCAGGCAGUCGAUAACAAAUUAAACAGUUUGGGUGAAUGUUACCAAACUUGAAAACAACACGGAUACUAAACUGUACAGUCUAUUAGUUAUUUUAAAUGAAAGCAGUGGAGAAAGCAUUGUAAGGGGGAAGUUUUUAUUAUAUCAGCCUGUGUUUUCAUUACAAUUAUUUCACAUGGAAGGAGUUACACAUGGUUGGGAAUUGGAAAUGUUGAAAAUAUGACUUUACCUGACUGGAUCGGGCAUUGUAGACACUGCCUGCAACAUAGAUCUUGAGAAAGCCGUUAUUCUGAUUCAGGUCAAGACCUGACAACUAAAGCAUGUGGGCUACAGAGUAUAAUAUGCACAGAUUUGAGUCGUGAACAUGUAGAAAAAGUAAUGUUCAAAUCAUAAAACAUUUAAGAACCUUGUAAAUUCUCUUACAUGUUAAGCAGACUUAAAUAUAAUCUAUUGAUUUGGUUGCGGGGCUCUAAAAAAAGGAGAGAAGGAGGAGAACAGCAACCGGUUAUGCUUUAAACAAUUUAUCAACUGGAAGAAUAAACUGUUAAUACGUAGAAGACAUUGUCAAAUAGCUUUCUUAUUUAUGUCAGUAAAAUAUGUAGAAAUACAGAUGGUCCUAGUCUACUAUUUAAUAUAGAUGCUUAUUUGUUAGUAUUGUGGGUUUACUUAGAACGCCUAGAUAGCUACUGUGUAUUGUGUAACGUGCAUAGCUAGAACAAUGUACUUAUUCAGCACUGCAGUGUAGAGUAUUAAGACUUAGUUCUCUUGAAUAUUGUUUACAAUUAAAACAUUAGCUUGAUUUUAUGCGAGUGUCACUGUAACAUUCAAAAAGUUUUUUGUCUCCAUGGUAAAGGCUCAAAGAAAUAAUAGAUUGUCCAGUGCUAUUCUAAUGUGCUGAGAUUUGUAGUAUGACUGCACACUCCUUAAAGUUAAGGGUAAAUGCAUAGGGUUACAAUGCACAGUCUACACUGUAAUACAAUGCUGUUGUUAAAAUCAUUAAAUUGGUUUGCCUUAUACCAGUGAUCCAAUGCUGAACUUUGAAAGGACCAGGGGAUACUUCUUUGGUGCCUUUACCAUGUACAGUAGUAAGCCUCAUUUAAGCACAAAAGCACACUGGAUGUCUCAUGUAUAAGAAGGUUACUUUCUUUUUUAAAUGGAGGUCUUUAAAAAUGUAUGGACAGAUUUAAAUUAUUUGUUUCAGUAUUAGUGACAUGAGUUCUAUUACACUGGCCCUUAACUGAAACUGCUUCUAGCAUGUUUGAUUUAAGGAUAUUGUUAGUAAGCAGGGUGUAACAGAAGACAUUUCUUUAAUAGAGUUUAAGCAUAACCCUGACUAUAGCAUAGCUGAUAUGAUGCUGCCUGCAUUGUUUCAGUUACACAGUGAAUGCUGCUCUGACCAACUGCCCCCAAGCUUUCUUUUUUUAUAUAUAGUUUUUUGCUGGUAUAAUUUGUGUGCCAAUUAAGGAAGGAUUUAUGUGGGAAAUUAAUAAUAAUAAUAAUAAUAAAAUAUAAUAAUAAUAAUAAUAAUAAUAAUAAUAAUAAUAAAGUGGACUUUGCUUUUGACCUUUUUUUGGAGAUACAGUGACAAAAGCUGGUAAAGUAGUGAUGAAUGCCAGCUUACAAAGCAGCCCAGCCACUCUUGAUCUUGGUCUCCAGGGUCACUGUUCACUGCAAGAAUGCCUGUAAUAUUGGCAAGGCUUUUUUUAUAGAAUGUAUUGGUACCAUGGAUUGCAUUGGAAAAGAUUUGAUUCAUGUGUGCACAGUAAUUAGCAUUGAAGCACUCCAGGAACAUACUGUAUUUAUACGAUACACCGUAAUUGUCAGCUGCGUUUGCACUAUCAAUACAAGGCUUUGUACAUUUUUUCUAGAGACUGGGUGUAGGGGCAACCUGGUUGCCUCACUUUUAUUCAAAUAUUUGCUCACUGUCGGCACUUGAGCUCCAGGGAGUACAAUAAGAAAAAUUAGUACAAAAAAAAAAAAAAAAAAAGUGCUCAAAACAUUGUCAAGCAAAAUUGACUGCUAAACUUAAAAAGAAAAAAAAAAAAAAGAUUCUGAUCCAUGCAUCUUUCCUUUAUAUUGCUCAGUUCCCUUAGAGGUACAUAUCAAGGUCACUGGGACCAGCACAGGCACAUUGUAAAUUGUUCCUACCGUGUAUUGUCACAACGGAACUCUACAUAUUUGUAAUGAAAUAUUGCGUUUGGAAACUACUGUCUGAAUGCAUUGAUGUGUUUCUGAUACAAUCCACAGAACUGGAAAAUAUUAGCUAUACUGCAAAAAAAAUAAGUAUUUAAAGUCUUCUCUGCAUAAAUGCUUUGUUUUCAUUAAUGUUCAUAUUUUUAUAAAGUAUUGGUUUAUUUACACUUCAUAAAUGUCUUUAUAAAGCCGUACCUCAUAACAGCAUGUUGAGUACAGCAGUUGGCAGCUGAUACACAAUUUUUGGUUGCGUCUUUGAGAUAGUUAUGUGUUGCUUUCUGUUUUUACAGUAUCAUUCUCAAAUGUUGUUAUUAAAUUGAAUAAAAAGCUAAAGUACAGUCCA
Polyodon spathula (Mississippi paddlefish) is the source of this 8745-nucleotide messenger RNA. RefSeq names its product unconventional myosin-Va-like. NCBI's taxonomy places the organism in Eukaryota, Metazoa, Chordata, Actinopteri, Acipenseriformes, Polyodontidae. The record is from RefSeq and is a predicted model, not a curated record. Gene Ontology annotation, molecular function: microfilament motor activity; actin filament binding; ATP binding. The coding region runs from base 166 to 5859 and encodes 1897 amino acids. Gene Ontology annotation, biological process: actin filament organization; vesicle transport along actin filament. Gene Ontology annotation, cellular component: vesicle; myosin complex; actin cytoskeleton. The transcript is spliced from 44 exons.